Closterium sp. NIES-65 is the source of this 1134-nucleotide messenger RNA. Lineage: Eukaryota; Viridiplantae; Streptophyta; Zygnematophyceae; Desmidiales; Closteriaceae. The record is from the annotation of a GenBank genome assembly.
AUGAUCACAAGCCCGGCCCCGCCAGCUCCUCCAGCUCCUCCCGCACCUCCGGCACCCCCUGCGCCUCCGGCGCCACCUGCGCCCCCUGUGCUUCCCCCGGGCUUCGUUGACUGGCGCACCACUCCUCCUUUGGACCCGCUCGAGGAGGAGGGGUUUCCUGAACACGUCGCUGAGGACGGUGAGAACGAGACGAAUGCCGAGAACGAGAACAUGGAAGACGACGUCGGGGAUUUCCCGAUCCCUACGUUUCCGGAUGACUUGAUCCACAACGAAAACGAGCCUCGCUCCAACGUUGACGGUGCUCCAGCAGUUCACAACGCCCGCAAGACUAACCACCGUCGCACUACGCGAACCAUGGGUGAGAAGCACGAAUGGCUCGCGCGGAUGGACGAUGAGAAGCUCUCUGUCCGCGCCACUGCACGUCUCGCCGGGGUGCAGCCUGUCAGCGUCCGCCGGUGGAUAAGGGCGGCGGAUCGGAUUAAGAAGGCGGCACCGUCCAGGCGCCAACUCAGUGGUGGAGGGAGAAAGGCGAAAUAUCCCGACAUGGAGGCGCAUACCUACAAGCGGCUCCUGAACUUCCGCGGACGUGCCUUGGCGGUGCCUAUUCGUCUCAUCAAGCACUGGAGCCGGUGUUACAUGAAGGCGCAUUACCCUGAUGCAAAAGGCUGGAUGGAUGCAAAGCUAGUGGAUGAUGGGGUGAAUAACGUUCUGCUGCCGUUCAUCAAGCCUCCGCGUGGCAUCCGGCGUUCCAAGACGCUUCUCGUCGUGGACUCGUACCGGGGCCACCUCACCGACGGCGUUCUCACCAACAUGAAGUGGAACCGCGUGGCACAAGACGUGCACGUCGCCCCUGAGGUGGAGGAGUGGGUGAACCCACUGUUCGCCACAGCCGCGGAGGAUGAGGAGGCGACAAAGGCUGCGGAUGCUAAGGAUGCCGGGGACCUGGAGGAGGAGGAGGAGGAGGAGGAGGAGGAGGAGGAGGAGGAGGAGGAGGAGGAGGAGGAGGAGGAGGAGGACGACGACGACGACGACGCUGACGACGAUGUGGAUGACGAGGAAGAGGAGGCGGAGGGUGGGCUGGAGGAGGACGCGAACGCUAAGUGCUUGAUGGAAUCUAACAUGACCAAGCCGUAG